CUUCACCGAUAGUUAACUCCUUAAAGCACCUGGACAGAUUUUUUCUGGGUCCAUUUUUGGCAUAUUCCUAAGGGUUACCAUCAUAGAUUUUAGGGCAAUUUUUUCGAAAUGUCAUUUUCCUUGGAUUUUGAAGAUAACAUAUAACGGAUUCGACCUAAGGCUAUUCUCCAUCGAUGAAGAACUCUAUUAAUCGGCAAUUUGGGCGUAUUUCUUUAUGAGGGCAUUUUCAUAAUUUUUGGAAUCUUUUUCGAAAGGACAUUUGCAUUUGAUUUUGAAAGCUAUAAAUCACCGAUUCACUUGAAGAUAUUCUUGAACGAUGAUUAAGUCUAUUAAGCAUCGAUUUGGGAAGCUUUUUAUCGGGUCCAUUUUGGCAUAUUUCAAAGGUACCGUCACAUAUUUCGGACGAUUUUAUCAAAAAGUCAUUUCCUUGGAUUUUGAAGGCAACAGAUCACUGAUUUAGCCUGAGGCUAUUCUCCAUCGAUGAUGAAGUCUAUUAAUCGCCGAUUUGGGUAUAAUUUUUACGGAAGGCAUUUUCGUAAUUUAUUGGGCGAUUUUUUCUAAAUGUCUUUUUUUCUUUUAUUUUGACGGCUACAGAUCACGAAUUCGGUCUGAGAUUAUUCUUAACCCAUGAUUAAGUCUAUUAAGCACCAGUUUGUGUUGAUUCUUUUCGAGACCAUUUUUUGCAAAUUUCAAAGGGGUACCAUCACAGAUUUCAUACGAUUUUUUUGAAAAGCCAUAUACUUUGGAUGUUGAAGGCUGUAGAUCACGGACUCAUUCUAAGACUAUUCUCCACCAAUGAAGAAGUCAAAUGACCGCCCAUAUGGGAGGAUUGUUUUCGGUGACAUUUUCGUAAUUUUUUGGGAUAUUUUUUUCAAAAUUUCAUUUUCCUCAUAUUUUGAAGGUUACAGAUCACGGAUUCUGCCUGACACUAUUCUUCAUCGAGGAUUAAGUCUAUUUAGCACCUAUUUAGACGGAUUUUUUGGAGUCCGUUUUUUACAGGUACCAUCAAAAAUUUCUAACGGUUUUUUCGAAAUGUCAUUUAUUUCAAAUUUUAUAUGUACCCUCCCUUCAACGUGGCUCCGCCACUAACAUGAGAUCAUAAUUCAUAACUACUACUUAAGUCACGACAGGUCUUGGUAUCAAUAAGUUGUGAAAGGUACCUUUUUUUUUGCUUGUCUUGUACCCUUUGGCUGAAAGGGAACGUAACAGUUUCCAUCUAUGUGGUCUAGGGCUUUGUUUGGCUGAAAUGGAACUUAAAACAGUUUUCAUUAGCGUCGUCUAGGCGUUUUAUUUGUCACCUCUUCUGAUCUAAACGAUAAAGCUGCCGAAAACAAUCCUGUGAAGCUCUACAUCCAAGCAGCAUAAGAACCCACAACUACGAACCAAACAAACACACAUGCAGAUCAGCCGUACGUAUCCAAAAAGCCCUAUAACCACCGAUCAACGCAGUAAUCACUAUAAAAGCACGACAGCGCCAAUCAAUAGCAACCAAUUAACCACAUAUAAUGACGAGGGAGCAGCUAGCUAUAGUGACCAGCAGCAGAGCGGUACUGCUAGCGGCGGUCGUUUUAGCGGCGGUUGUGAUACAAGAUUCUGCAGCAGUUACGCAGCUGACGGUUAGCGUUGCCAACAAGUUGAGCAGCAAGAAGGCGGUGAUAGUGCACUGCCAGUCCGCCGACGACGAUCUCCACGGUCACGCCGUCGUCCCCGAUACUCCUUACAGUUGGAGCUUCGGUGCGAGCGUUGAUGCAGGGACGCUUUUCUGGUGCCGCCUGGCGUUUCAAGACAAGCGCCUUGGUUUCACGGCGUAUCACGCAAGUAAUGGGGACUACGUUACGGACCACGAAGUGUACGAUGAUGGGGUUUAUGGGAACUACGUUGGUUCUGGGGAGCGAAUUCACGUCGCUGAAUGGCACUGACGUUUGUAAAACCCGCGUAUCAUGCACGAGUUCGGUGAGUUUCGCGGAUUGUGUAGAACCGUAUCGGUCGAGGAUGUACCGGAAAAAUCAGCGCGGUAUAACGUAUUUUAAUUUUGUGUUGAGACUGUGGUCUGUUCUUGGUGUACAACCGCGUUUCAUACCGCUAAAAACCACCGUCUGCCGAUUUUUGACUCUGGUAGGCGAGGUUGUUAAUUUCGGUCGAAUCACUUGUACGGUUCCCUGUGUGUUUUAUCCCACGUAACUCUUAGAUAGGAAGUUGGCUUAUGUGAUUUUAAUCCAUGAUGAGAAGCAUAUAUAUAAGCUAUAUAUGUGGGUGUGUUUAAUUUGUUUUUGAUUUUGCUGUGUAGUCUUAGUAAAUGUACAAUGAGGUGUUGUAGGAGCUCAAAAUGUAUGGUUAUUAAUAUGGUUCAAAAAGAAACGCUUAACCUUACG
Linum trigynum is the source of this 2372-nucleotide messenger RNA. The record is from the annotation of a GenBank genome assembly. NCBI's taxonomy places the organism in Eukaryota, Viridiplantae, Streptophyta, Magnoliopsida, Malpighiales, Linaceae.